Boleophthalmus pectinirostris (great blue-spotted mudskipper) is the source of this 2082-nucleotide messenger RNA. Its product is annotated as follistatin-related protein 1. The transcript is spliced from 11 exons. Bases 124 to 1056 code for a protein of 310 amino acids. Gene Ontology annotation, biological process: regulation of BMP signaling pathway; cell differentiation; multicellular organism development. The record is from RefSeq and is a predicted model, not a curated record. Lineage: Eukaryota; Metazoa; Chordata; Actinopteri; Gobiiformes; Gobiidae. Gene Ontology annotation, molecular function: calcium ion binding; protein binding.
CGCGCAGCGGAGCGACGGCCACGAAUUCCUCCGCGCUCCUCAAAUUUCUUGAAAUCACCGACCCCCUGCUCCUCGGCCGAAGCUUCCUCCCGAUAAACAUCCUCCGCAGUCCAAAGGGUAAAGAUGUUGCGAAGUGUCGCCGUGCUCUUUCUGCUCUCCGUAGCCCUCACCAACGCGGAGGAGCUGCAGAGUAAGAGCAAAGUGUGCGCUAAUGUUUUCUGUGGAGCCGGCAGGGAGUGUGCUGUGAAUGAGAAGGGGGAGCCCAGCUGCCUGUGCAUCGAGAGCUGCAAGCCCCACAAGAGGUCAGUGUGUGGCAGUAAUGGGAAGACCUACAGGAACCACUGCGAGCUGCACAGAGACGCCUGUCUCACUGGUCUGAAGAUCCAAGUGGCCUAUGAUGGACACUGCCAGGAGAAGAAGACAGACAAGGCAGCUGCAAGUCCAGUGGUGUGCUUUGCUGCUGACCGCAAUGAACUGAGAGGUCGGAUCAUCCAGUGGCUUCAGACUGAGGUUGUUCCAGAUGGAUGGUUUGUCAAAGGCUCCAACUUUUCUGACAUCCUGCUCAAAUACUUCAAGUCCUAUGAUAAUGGUGAUGCCCAGAUGGAUUCCUCUGAGCUGCUCAAAUUCAUCCAGCACAAUGAGUCUGUGGUGGAGAUGCAGUCAUACGCCGACCAGGAGAGCAACAAGCUGCUGAGGAGCCUGUGUGUGGAUGCCCUCAUUGAGCUCUCUGAUGAAAAUGCUGACUGGAAACUCAGCUUUGAUGAGUUCCUCAACUGCCUGAAGCCUGGAUUUAACCCACCAGAAAAAAAGUGUGCUCUGGAGGACGAGACGUAUGAGGACGGAGCAGAGACUCAGGUGGAGUGCAACCGCUGCGUUUGUGCAUGUGGAAACUGGGUCUGCACAGCCAUGACAUGCACUGACAAAACAGCAGCAAUGGCUGACACCUCAGAUACUGGUGCAGAGAUGACCGAGGAAGAAUGGAACCUCCGUGUCGCUGAACUCAACAAGCAUCAGGAAACAAUGGAAAAGAUGAAGUCCAGCACAAAGGAGGCCUAAAUAAGGAGACUGUGGAGAAGAGGGCGCCCAGUAUCACCCCUUUACAUACUUGACUGACUUUGGGGCCAUGCAUUGUUGACUGCUAUGUUAAAUACAAUACAUUUAUGUGGAAUGUUUUUAUGUUGUGUUCAGUACUGUCACUCUGCAUUUGAUUGUUGUACUGUGUCCCUGUUGUAAGGGCUUUUUACAGGUAUUUUUUUUUUUUUUUUACAUUUACAAGUGAAAGGUCAAGUUGUCACUGUUUGUGAAUAUGGACGUCACUGUUUGAGCAGGAAGAGAUGGGGGGUUCCUGCACUGGCAGGUUACUUUAUGGAGCCACCGCAGAAGGCAGAGUCGUAGUGAGGCCAUACAAGUGUCACAGUACGUCAUUACUUGACAAAUGCACUUCCUACUUUUCUUUUGCUUUCUUUCAUGUAUUUUAUCACACAUCCUUAAAUUGUGUUUGUCUGUUUAUGUAAUGUUUGCUGACACAGUAUAUUAUUGGCUUCACCCUGUUCAUGGUUUGUGUUCAUAAUAUUCAUCUCACUGGUGCUCUUAAUUUAAACGUUACUUCCUCGAUCAUGUCUGUGUUAUCCCUCAGGCAUUUAUGUGGGACUGUAACUAACACCAAAGUCUGUAUGAAGAGUUUGAAGAAUCGUCGGAGUAGUAUUAUACUCUGGACCCAGCAACUACACUAUACCUGUUGUUUCAUCACUAACAGAAAGAGCCUCCGUAUCUGCUCAGUAGUGCUCCAGUAACUGGAUGCAUGUUCAGUGUGCAUGGUGGAUGUUGAGAGUAAUUGGGUUUGCUAGUGUGUUAUACCAGUGCCUUAGACCUGCAAAGAGCAUGGCUCAAGUCUAUCAUUGCCUGCACAAAGCCAAAUGGUUAAAUGUGCAGACGUUUUGUAAUUUGAUUUACUUAAUCUUUAUAUCUGAUAAUGCAUUUCUAUAGUAUAUUCAGGCUUAAUAUUUUUAUUCCACUAAAAGUGCUGAGACUGUAUGGACAAUAUACUGUAUGUAUGACAAUAAACCCAGUACUCAACUUUUA